Messenger RNA from Salvelinus sp. IW2-2015, 339 nucleotides. NCBI's taxonomy places the organism in Eukaryota, Metazoa, Chordata, Actinopteri, Salmoniformes, Salmonidae. The record is from RefSeq and is a predicted model, not a curated record.
AUGCCGAAGCAGACCUUUGUCACACCAGCAGAGUUUUGGUUCCCGAAGUUCGUAGUGUUGUUGGCCUGCUGUGUUGGAGGAUUCUUCCUGCCAGAGCAGGACACCUUUCUGGAAGUGUGGAGGUAUGUGGGAGCUGUAGGGGGGUUUCUCUUCCUGCUGAUCCAGCUCAUGCUGCUGGUGGAGUUUGCUCACAGAUGGAACACUAACUGGAGUUCAGGUGUGAAGGACAACCGUCUGGUGUAUGGGGCGCUGGCUCGGCCACCUUGGUGUUGUUCAGUGGGCCUUCUCAGCAAGCCCAAAGAGAGUAGUAUACCGGAGGCUCAGCCCAUAGCGUUCUAG